AUCAAUUCACAAACUGACGUUCGUGUGAAUAAAAGCACAGCCACAAAGAGCAGUUUUUUUUUUGUGUGUGUUGCAUAAAUAAUUAUAACAUGAAAGGUUUUUUGGUGUUAACAUUCGCUCUGAUUGAGUUGACACUGGCCCGACCGGAAAUACCAAGCGAUCAUUACGGACCGCCAUCAGCUCCAUUGGAUCAUUACGGUCCGCCAGUGCCACAAAAACAAUAUGGCCCGCCAUCGCCUCAAUAUGGGCCUCCGGCAUCCCAAUACGGUCCACCAACCGAAUAUGGUCUACCACAAAUCGCAAAGCAGGUCACCAAAAAUGUUUACGUUCACAUUCCGCCAGAAGAGCCGGCAAAAAUUAUACCCAGCCAAGUGAUCAAUGUGCCCGUACCGAAAAAGCAUUACAAAAUCAUAUUCAUCAAAGCACCUACACCGCCCACACCAGCUAAACAAAUUAUACCCGAACAACCUCAAGACGAACAUAAAACAUUAGUCUAUGUACUAGUUAAAAAUCCCGAACCGCAGCCAUUAAUUGAUGUACCGAUACCAGAACCGACGGAACCGAGUAAACCUGAAGUGUUUUUUAUUAAAUACAAAGAAAACCAGGAAAGGCAACCGCAAAAAUAUGGUCCACCACCAGGACCAUACUAGACGAUUUUCUUUAGUUUAAAUUGAAUGGGAAUAUUUUGUUACUUUUCUGUUUUCGUUUCUCGAUUUGCAAUAGAAAUAUAUUUUUUU
Bradysia coprophila is the source of this 737-nucleotide messenger RNA. RefSeq lists its product as uncharacterized. Gene Ontology annotation, cellular component: chitin-based extracellular matrix. Gene Ontology annotation, molecular function: structural constituent of chitin-based larval cuticle. Lineage: Eukaryota; Metazoa; Arthropoda; Insecta; Diptera; Sciaridae. Gene Ontology annotation, biological process: chitin-based cuticle development. The record is from RefSeq and is a predicted model, not a curated record.